Molecule: messenger RNA, 1536 nt
Organism: Staurois parvus
Lineage: Eukaryota; Metazoa; Chordata; Amphibia; Anura; Ranidae
Source: the annotation of a GenBank genome assembly
AAAGCAGAAAGUGGUUCAGAGGAUGAGGCACCAUCUCGGCGAGCACCUGUUGACUCAGAUGAUGAGGCACCUGUGAAACAUGUAAAUAGUGAUUCUGAAGAAGAACAUCCUUCCAAACCAGUACACAGUGACUCGGAAGAUGAUUCACCUGCUAAGCAAGCUGCCACCAAUUCAGAAGAUGAGUUUCCAAGGAUGAAAAGAAAAUUAGUUUCAUCAGAUGACAGUGAUGAAGAGGAAAGAAAACCAAAAAACAGAAAGAAAAGGUCACCACAACACAGAUCUGAAAGUGAUGAUAGUGGGAGCGAAAGAUCAAAGAAAAAGAAGACCUCCGACAGUGAAGAAGAAAAGGUUUCAAAAAAAAAAAAACGCAAUUUCUGACAGUGAAGAUGAUGAGGCUGCAGAUAAGCCAGCCAGUAAAAAGAGCCGUUUGCUCUCCGAUGGGGAAGAUUCCGACAGCGAAUCAGACUCAAAGAAAACUCCACAGAAGAAGAAGCAAUGUCAUCUGACAGUGAGGAUGAAGACCGGGAUAAAUCUAAAGAAGAGCCAAAAAAUGCAGAGAAGAAACUGUUUGGCAGUGACAGUGAAUCUGGGAAUGAGAAGGAAGAAAACCUAAUUGCAGAUAUUUUUGGAGAAUCUGGAGAUGAAGAGGAAGAAGAGUUUACAGGUUUUAACCAAGAGGAUCUGGAAGGGGAGAAGCCAAUGGCUCCAAAACAACAAGCAGAUGAAGAUUCAGACUCUGAUGUUGAUAUGAAAUCUGGUAAAAUAGGUGAUUUUAAAUCUGACUUUGAGAUGAUGCUGGAGAGGAAGAAGAGCAUGAGUGGUAAGCGGAGGAGAAACCGGGAUGGCGGCACUUUUAUAAGCGAUGCGGAUGAUGUAGUGAAUGCUAUGAUUAUGAAAAUGAAUGAGGCAGCAGAGGAGGACAGAAACCUCAACACCAACAAGAAGCCAGCACUAAAGAAACUAACCUUGCUUCCUACAGUUGUAAUGCAUCUUAAAAAACAAGACUUGAAAGAAACCUUUAUUGACAGUGGUGUUAUGUCUGCUAUUAAAGAGUGGCUCACACCCCUUCCCGAUCGAAGCUUGCCAGCCUUAAAGAUCCGUGAGGAACUGCUGAAGAUCCUGCAAGAGCUCCCCAGUGUAAGUCAGGAAACUUUAAAACACAGCGGCAUUGGAAGAGCUGUUAUGUAUCUGUACAAGCAUCCAAAAGAGACAAGACCAAACAAGGAUAUUGCUGGAAAGCUAAUAAAUGAAUGGUCACGUCCUAUCUUUGGACUGAGCUCCAAUUAUAAAGGGAUGACUAGAGAGGAGAGGGAGCAGAGAGAUCUGGAGCAAAUGCCACAGCGCAGAAGAAUGAGUAGUUCGGGUGGCCAGACACCUCGGAGAGACCUGGAAAAGGUGUUAACAGGAGAAGAGAAGGCAUUACGACCCGGCGACCCAGGUUUCUGUGCUCGUGCCCGUGUUCCAAUGCCUUCUAAUAAGGAUUAUGUAGUUCGACCAAAGUGGAAUGUGGAAAUGGAAGCUUCUCGGGUAAGUUAA